GUAGUGCUUCCGAUUAAUGCAACUUGGUUGAUUCCAAAGGAAGGUUCAACGACUGUGUGACAAGUCAAAAGUGGAAACCAAGUGAAAAGAUUUCUGAAACUACCGGACCAGUUGCAUUUUGUGACGGAAAUCAGUACACUAAACAUGUAUUUCGAUCUUUUGGUGGGGUUCCCUUCAGAACUCAGAGUGGAAUCUUGUAAAGAGGAUACAACACUACUGAGCGGAAAUAAAAGUGGCAUGACUUCACUUCUUAUUCAUCUUUUCAAGUCUACUAAAGGCAUGUUAAAAGAUCAUCUGGAUCUUUAUCCAGUUAUUAAAUCCUUCAAAAGCUCAGGUGGAAAAGAAAUAAAACGAAUAAGUGGACUGUACAGUAAGGAUGAUUGGAAUCUGGACAAAGAAGACGGGAUUUGGAUGGAGCACAGCGCUUUGAAUGAUCCCAGCAAUAAGUGGGAAUUUUAUGUAGGAUACAGGCAAAGAGGUCAUUCUGCUCUUGCGAAACAGUGGCGAAGUGUAACGGAAUAUUACCGGGACGCCACAGUAAAGAUCAAUCACAAUAUCAUAGAACUGACAAUUCCAUCGCCAAAUGAGAAUCACGAAUUUGCAGUAUUCGGAAAACCAGAGAUAGAGGACAAAAAGAGGAUGCAAGUGGGACUCUUUGGUAAAAAACCAACGAAAGGGAACAAUAUCCUAGUCCAUGUGGUUCUCUUUGAUGACACGUUGAUGGCCUUUGAGAAUGUGUGCGAAAAAGAAGAGAGUAAAGACCGCCAAUUGUUAACAACAUUAGCGGGAUUGUUCAUCUCUAACAGUGACAAAGAUAUCAUGAUUGAGGUCAACGGUUUGGAACCUGGAUACGAGAUCAAUGGCAGCACUGUAAAGACGAUCAAGUCUAAGGAUGCCUGGAGGACACCUGAAAAUUCAACUGACUAUCCCAACUGCCUCUUUGAGAUAAGUUGCAAAGAUAAAAGGACCAGCUCAUUCAAGUGUGAGAUUAUCGCUUGCCAGGAAACAGACACAGCUGAAGCUGAGGUUGUUACCCACUUUGGUCAGAACUAUGAAGCGACUGCAACUGAAAAUGGUGUGACCGAACAACCCCAGAAGGAACUGGAGAAACUUAUCGGUAUUUGUUUCUUCCAAGUGUCUUUUUUCUUGGCAUGCUGUUUUACUGAUUCUGAUCAGUCAAACUACUGGUGCAAAGUAGCGCACGUUUUAGGAGCUGUACCGCAUUUGCCUGCAGACGACUGUAUUCCAACCGGACACCAAGGAAUAGAUUGCAACGUUUACAAGACCGCAAAAAGGGGAAAGCAGACCAGACACCGUGGAAUGGAUCGUGAAUACUGCUUGGAACGUCCCGAAUCGGCUCGUGAUAGAUUGGGUUGCUUAUAAAGCGAAAUUUUGUUCUGUUAACAAGUGUGACAUGUUGUUAGUACAUUUGAUUCUUGUAAAACAAAUUGAAGCGUAACUUUUAAGAUUAGAACAUGUGAUGAAGUACUCUAUUAAAUUUGCAGCUCUUUCAAAAGACCAUAGUUUUGCCUAACAAGAGAGGAAGGGUGCCAAGAUACACAAAAGUUCUCAGUAGAUCUAAAAUAAUUAACAAAUGGUGAACAUCACAACGUACACUAUUGAGUUAUGGGUGCACACGGUGAUGCGGAAGCGUCUUUGGCCUCUUGGGUGCUUGGAAAACCUCCUAGGUUGAUCAAUCAGAGCGCGGGCUUUACUUUGGUUAUAUCACAAAGAUUCUUCUUUAGCUUUAUUGCUCCGGUCUUAUCCUAAAGCAUUGUAGCGACGAUCUCACGAUAAUGGCUACUUUAGCCUAUAAUAAUUGUUAUCAUAAGUCAAUAAUGGAGUCAAUACAAUACUUUAUUCAAGAGAAAGGAAAAUAAAAAUUGUAAAAGUAUCUCUCGAAAUGGGAUAUUCUAGAGGUUAGCCCUAUAUAAAAGAUUCUCCGUCUGCAAGGAAGAAGAUGUUGAAUCCAAAUUAUAAUUUUAUAUAAACUCUAACUACCUACGGAUUUAUUUAUACCGAUUUGAUUGGCCUUAAAGGCCAUGAAACACUCGAAUAAAAGAAUGAGUGAGCACUGUGA
Stylophora pistillata is the source of this 2080-nucleotide messenger RNA. RefSeq lists its product as uncharacterized. The record is from RefSeq and is a predicted model, not a curated record. NCBI's taxonomy places the organism in Eukaryota, Metazoa, Cnidaria, Anthozoa, Scleractinia, Pocilloporidae.